Molecule: messenger RNA, 924 nt
Organism: Pelecanus crispus (Dalmatian pelican)
Lineage: Eukaryota; Metazoa; Chordata; Aves; Pelecaniformes; Pelecanidae
Gene: SULT1C4
Product: sulfotransferase family 1C member 4
Molecular function (GO): sulfotransferase activity
Source: RefSeq, a predicted model, not a curated record
AUGGCCCUGGAUAAAAUGGCAGAUGUGAGUCUGAAACAGACAGUACCCCGAGUUGAGGUAGGUGAAGUGGAAGGUAUUCCCUUCACAAAACAAAUAUGCAGCACAUGGGACCAAGUGUGGAAGUUCAAAGCCAGACCUGACGAUCUGCUCAUCGCAACCUAUACAAAAGCAGGUACUACAUGGACACAGGAGAUAGUGGAUAUGAUUCAACAAAAUGGAGAUGUUGAGAAGUGUAGACGUGCCACUACUUACAGACGCCAUCCUUUCCUUGAGUGGUCUAUCCAAGAGCCUCCAGCUGAGAGCUACUCAGGCCUGGAGUUAGCUGAAGCUAUGCCUUCUCCACGAACACUGAAAACUCAUCUCCCUGUGCAGCUGGUGCCUCCCUCCUUCUGGGAACAAAACUGUAAGAUAAUCUAUGUGGCAAGAAAUGCAAAGGACAACCUGGUGUCAUACUACCAUUUCCACAGAAUGAGUAAAGGAAUGCCUGACCCAGUAACCUGGGAAGAGUUCAUGGAAAAAUUCAUGACCGGAAAAGUGCUCUGGGGUUCCUGGUAUGAUCAUGUAAAAGGAUGGUGGAAGGCAAAAGAUAAGCACCGUAUUCUCUACCUCUUCUAUGAAGACAUGAAGGAGAAUCCAAAGCAAGAAAUUCAGAAGAUUCUGAAGUUCCUGGAGAAGGACGUGAAUGAGGAAGUUCUAAACAAGAUACUCCAUAACACCUCAUUUGAGAUAAUGAAGGAAAAUCCCAUGACAAACUACACUACUGAGUUUCGGGGCAUAAUGGAUCACUCCAUUUCCCCAUUCAUGAGAAAAGGGGUUGUUGGGGACUGGAAGAAUCAUUUCACUGUGGCACAGAAUGAGAAAUUUGAUGAAGAUUAUAAGAAGAAAAUGGCUGAUACCUCUCUCGUUUUUCGCAUGGAAUUGUGA